CUUAGUGGCCAAUGCUGCGUCCGUGCCACUCGGAAGCCCAGAGCUUGGGCAGGGCGGAGCAGGUGUCAAGGAGGCAAAAGCCGGAGAGGACUGCGUUGGAGGACCGCAGGGCAGUGCUGGGCCAGGCGCAGGUGCGGGCGGUGCACGCCAAGAGCAGGGUGCGAGUUCUCUCAGGGCUGUGCAGAGCUCCGGCAGGUGCAAGGCUCGAGGAGAUACCUCCUGGUCACUAGCUGGAGCUCUCAAGAAACAUGCCGGAACAGAGCAACGACUACCGGGUGGCUGUGUUUGGGGCAGGUGGUGUGGGCAAGAGCUCGCUGGUCCUGAGGUUUGUGAAAGGCACCUUCCGGGAGAGCUACAUCCCAACUGUGGAAGACACCUACCGGCAGGUGAUCAGCUGUGACAAGAGCAUUUGCACGCUGCAGAUCACCGACACGACCGGGAGCCAUCAGUUCCCUGCCAUGCAACGGCUGUCCAUCUCCAAAGGCCACGCCUUCAUUCUGGUCUACUCCAUCACCAGCCGGCAGUCCCUGGAGGAACUCAAGCCCAUCUACGAGCAGAUCUGCGAGAUCAAGGGGGACGUGGAGAGCAUUCCCAUCAUGCUUGUGGGGAACAAGUGCGACGAGAGCCCCAGCCGCGAGGUGCAGAGCAGUGAGGCAGAGGCCCUGGCUCGCACAUGGAAGUGCGCCUUCAUGGAGACAUCCGCCAAGCUCAACCACAACGUCAAGGAGCUUUUCCAGGAGCUGCUCAACCUGGAGAAGCGCAGGACCGUGAGCCUCCAGAUCGAUGGCAAAAAGAGCAAGCAGCAGAAACGGAAAGAGAAGCUCAAGGGCAAGUGCGUGCUCAUGUGAGAGGCUUCUCUGCCGCAGGAGCAGCUGCCCCUAGGCCUCUCUCCUCCUCCCCAUGUGAACCCCACCGUCGUCAGGGCAGCAUGUCUGAUGCCCACGUGUUAAACAUUGCAUUUGGCUGCGACACACCCUGCAAUGUCCUCAAAAGGCAUUCCACACUACCACCAAUUGGCCAUCCCCACUGGAGUCUCAGAAUCUGCGGUGUCCUCAGCAUCUCGGAUUGCUGUGGCUGGUUCCCCCGUGAGCUUUAGCCAUUCCCCAGCUAGGGGACUCAGAGCUGUGGACACAGGACAAGCUGAGAGUACCGUGUCAUGCAUGUGUGCGUGUGAGGCAGUGGGUUAGCCCAUAGCCACUGGCGCGGACCCGCACAGGGCGUCUCUGCUAAGCUACUAACAUCUUUGGGGGGAGGGGCAGACAAAGGAGGCGAGGCCAGGUGGUUCAUUAUGGACAAGGUGGACCACAGUGGCUCCUGUUCAUACAUUUUUAGCGGGAUUAAAGAUAAAAUACCACAGCUCCCUUCAAGUGAUGCCCAGCCAUUCCUCCUGCCAUACUCGGAGGGCUGCCCUUACUUCCUCUAGGUCUUCUUAGCAAGUACUGGGUCAGCCUGUUAGGGUUUAUUUCACAUGCAACGUCAGAGUCAUCCAUGGUGAUGCCUUGUCAGAAGUUCUUUGACUUUUAAGUCAGAACAUUGUGACGCCAUGCAUACAUUGCAAUAACUUUUAUUGUGUGUUACUUUGAGGGUUUUAGAAAUAUGAACUUUCUUGUGACCUGUGAGGGUUGUCACUUCUCCCAGUCCUCAGAUUUUUUUAAACAAAAGCAAAUAAAGUAGGUAUUUUUUAGACUUUCCCUGCCCCCAAGAUGGGUUUUGUGUCUUAAAUUAACUCCAUGUGUACCCAGCUGGGAAACAGCCAACCAAGAGCACCCGAGGUCUAGAAGCACAUCCAUUUUUCUAAAUGACACAAGCAUGUAUAUGCCAUAUGUUACACCUUAAUGAAAUACCUUGAAACAGACACUGUUCACUGUGUUUUCAAUAAUUUAUCUAUAUUGGAAGUAUAGUCUUAGAAAAUGCAUCUAAUUUACCGUAAUUUUUUCCCAUGUUCCACAAUAACAUGCCCCUUAAGAGCCACUUAGUGCAGUGUGCACCCUCAAAGCACUUAUCUCCUAAUGAUCAUGUCCUCAGUUACUCAGACCAGAUUCUAGCCCCUAUUCCUCUGUGGCAUGGGAGACCGCAGUGGCUGUGGAUGGCUGGUUGUUCUGUCCUGGGCAGGAUGCCCUCAGCUUAGCCCACUUUGCCAUCCUGAAGUCUGGCAGGAGUCUUGGAAAUUCCCCAUCAUAGAGCCUGAGAGAACAUUCCUGCCUGACUUGGUAGAACAAAGCUAUGCUGGCCCCGAAUGCUGGCUUGACCUUUGCUUAGCCGUUUUACUGUUGUCCAGGCAGCAAGUAGAAGCUACAGUGGCAGGUGAGCCCACAGAGGGGCCUUGGCUGCUUAGCAGCUCUCCCAAAGCAGGCCUAUAGUUUUAGGCCUCUUGCUCUACUUUCCUCCCUGGCAGGGCCAGACUUCCUGACUCAGCCUUGUGGACACUUCUGCCUCCAAAAUACACUGUGUUCCAACACAUUCCCUUUCCCCAGACAUCUCUAAUGGUAUUCCUGUCUAGUCUGGCCCUCUCUACUCUGUCAAUCAUAACACCUUGGUGACAUGUUUAGUAUGGGGGAGGUACCUCAGAAAACCAUUUGGAUCUGUAGUAUUAUCAUCUCCGUGGACUUCUAGAACAAAAUCCUUGUGCUUACCCGUGGGGAGCAGCCACACUGAGAAAUGAGGGAGGAGGCCCGGCAGCCAACCAAGAGCUCAGAGCAUGUGUGCCCGUUCCAGCCCCCCUUUGACCCCCUUAAUACCAUCUCCUUUUUCCAAAGACCGUUCCAUAUCACAGUAAGAAAAUUAGUUGUGGAGUUUUCUGCAACAGCUUUAACUUAUCUCUCAAUUUUUUUCUAUUUCUAUUCUCAGAACAUAUCAACUUGUCAUUUGGGUGUGGGAGAAGUGGAGGUAGGAACAGAACUCUAUGGCUGACACAACAUGCAGCUUGGGGUGAUAAUUUCACUGAUGAUAAAAUACUGUCUCUCCCACUGAUUGUAUGGAGGCUUUAGUCGUGAGCACUUCUGCAAGCCAUCCUUCCUAGUGACUGUGAGUCAGGUCUUCUUUCAGCCUUCAAGUCAGCCUCAAUAUUUUUAAGUGUUUCAGUCUUCAUUCACAGGAAUCUUGUAGUUACUGAAGGAUCUGUGCUCACUUAAACAUUUGUGUCCCUUUCGGUUCUGCCUGUGAGUUUAGAGGGUGGGAAGGCAGGUGGAGCCUCCCUCCUCAGGCAUCAUCCUGACAUCACUUUCUACAAACUGAGCUGAGGGUUGUGAUGAGUAGUUCAACAUCUCCUUUUGUAAGUUCCUCGCUGACUCAGGGCCCGAGGAUGCAGUACCACUGGGUCAGUCGCUUUCAGCCGUCCUUUGGUCCCAGUCGUGGAGCUGGGCCUGGAAGUUUCCGACCCAGUCAUAGCACGUGGGCCUGGAAGUUUCCGACCCAGUCCCAGUUCAUCAUAAAACUUGAAAUAUUGCUUGAAGAUGGCACUCUGGGGUUAAGCAUGGGGCUCCAUGAGUUCCCUAGUCCCCACUGGUCCCCUCUCCAUCCAGUGACAAGCCAUGGGCAUGCAUCCAAUGCAGCAAGUCCAACUCAAGAGCAAUAUCCAAUUGUCCAUUAGAUCUAAAAUUAUAUAAAUAUAUAAAAUGUGAUUUAUCUUCUUGCAUUUUUGAAGUAUAAAGUAGUAAACUGUGUGUGUAUAUAUAUAUAUAUCCAUAAGCUAGUAUAUUUGUUUCACUGUUUAUAUAAUAUUUAAGAACUGAUCAUUCUUUGUAGAACAAAAAAUAUAUUAAAUAUUUUAAAAAUUGCUCUGUGAUAUCCCCUCUUCCCAAGUUGUAAUAUGUUGCUCCUGUACAAGCUGUCUGGAAACACCCAUAACCUAUGGGGCAUGUGGAAAUCCUACAAGCCACAUCAUGGAAUUCAGUAGCCCACAAAGACUGUGUGCAGACCACAUACCUGCAGAGCGUGAUUUUCUACAUGUGAUAUAUCAAUGUGUGUGUUUCUAUUGAAGGUAUAUUAUGUUACAUUUCCAUUUGAUGUUUUAUUAACUCUACAGUUAUAAAAUUCACCCUGCAUACAAGUUUCUAGCUGCAGUGAAGUCUGGAAACCUUGGAACCACUUAUAAUAAAGCUCAUUUAUGACAUC
Nannospalax galili (Upper Galilee mountains blind mole rat) is the source of this 4113-nucleotide messenger RNA. RefSeq names its product DIRAS family GTPase 2 (gene Diras2). Gene Ontology annotation, cellular component: plasma membrane. Gene Ontology annotation, molecular function: GTP binding; GDP binding; GTPase activity. The transcript is spliced from 2 exons. The coding region runs from base 249 to 848 and encodes 199 amino acids. NCBI's taxonomy places the organism in Eukaryota, Metazoa, Chordata, Mammalia, Rodentia, Spalacidae. Gene Ontology annotation, biological process: signal transduction. The record is from RefSeq and is a predicted model, not a curated record.